AGACCAAGAGGCUUCACCUGAGAUCACACUAGCAAGCAGAAGUCACUCAUUUCAUGUGUUGUGAAGCAAUAGCAAGGUUCAGAAAUGCAAGCUGUCUAUGAAGAAAUAAGAUUUGAUCACUGCAAAAUGGACAAUAGUGAAAACUAUCACUCUCCAACAGACAAAGAGGAUGAUGUUUAUGUGAAUACAGAAGACUGUCGCGUAGAGCUGAAAAGAUCAGAUAUCUCUGACCGCACUGAGCUGAAAGACAAGAAGAAACCAGGAAAGAUCUUCAGAUCUGCUUUUGGUCUCCUCCUAAUACUUGGUGUUUUAUUAACACUCUGUGUUGUAGGGAUCCUUUAUCACAACAAAGUGGUUUCAUAUGAGAUAUUAAGUGAGCAGUAUUCUAAUGUUACUGAAACAUUGAUGACGCAGGAACAUAAAGCCAAGGAGAUAGAAAAACUGUAUGAAGCACUGAAGGUGAAGCAUCUCCAAGUUCAGGAAGAUUUCGCUGCAUGCAGUGAAAUUAAAAUCAAUGGACAAUGUGAGGAAGGAUGGAAGUCUCUUGGUUUAAAGUGUUACUACUUCUCCAGUUCUAAACUGAACUGGGAACAGAGUCAAGAUUACUGUGUGGAGAAAGGAGGCCACCUGGUGAUUAUAACCAGCCAAACUGAACAGGAUUUUGUAGUUUCACAAAUUGGAGAAACACACUGGAUUGGAUUGAAUGACUUGGAGACUGAAGGACAGUGGAUGUGGGUGAACAACCAGCCUUUAAAGGAGACAGGUGUAACGUUCUGGUUUAGUGCUCCAAAUCAGCCUGAUAACUGGAAAGCGAUGGAUCCUUCUGGAGAGAACUGUGCUGCUCUGGGGGACGCAGUUGCAACCAAAAACAGUGGACAAUGUGAGGAAGGAUGGAAGUCUCUUGGUUUAAACUGUUACUACUUCUCCACUAAUAAACUGAGCUGGACACAUAGUUGAGAUUACUGUGUGGAUAAAGGAGGCCACCUGGUGAUUAUAACCAGCCAAACUGAACAGGAUUUUGUAGUUUCACAAACUAGAAAAACACACUGGAUUGGAUUGAAUGACUUGGAGACUGAGGGUCAGUGGAUGUGGGUGAACAACCAGCCCUUAAAAGAGACAGGUGUAACGUUCUGGUGAACCUGGGAGACCUGAUGAGCCUGAUAACUGGAAAGAGGAGGACCCUUCUGGAGAGAACUGUGCUACUCUGGGUCAUGAUUUCUCUGACACAGAUAAAUGCUUUGAUGCUUCUUGUCUUAAGCAGAAACUAUUUAUCUGUGAAAAAUUAA
This is a messenger RNA of Tachysurus vachellii, 1286 nucleotides long. Its product is annotated as C-type lectin domain family 4 member A-like. Bases 85 to 957 code for a protein of 290 amino acids. The record is from RefSeq and is a predicted model, not a curated record. The transcript has 11 exons. Lineage: Eukaryota; Metazoa; Chordata; Actinopteri; Siluriformes; Bagridae.